CGCGCCGCGCCGCUCGCCAACGACGCGGAGUUGCCGCGGCCGGCGACGAAGGCCGUUUUCAUCGACAAACGACCGCUCGACGACGAAUUUUCGGUGACGUUACGGGCGGAAGACGGGUCCCGCAUCCUGCGCUUCGCGUCGAACGCGGGGUUUUGUGGGGCAGGCGUCCUUAUCUCGACGCGCGGUGCCUUAGACGUGUUCCCGCAGUAUCGAAGCCCCAUCCCGCCGCGGGCUGACGUCGAGCUACGACUCGAUCUGCGCCGCGCCGAAGGUGCACAGGCGCCGUUGCUCCCCGUGGCGCACGACGCGCUCGCCGUG
Molecule: messenger RNA, 318 nt
Organism: Pelagomonas calceolata
Lineage: Eukaryota; Pelagophyceae; Pelagomonadales; Pelagomonadaceae
Source: the annotation of a GenBank genome assembly